AUGGACGUUGCAGACACUCCCGCGAGGAACAUAAGAUCCUCACAAAGCCCACGUCCAAGCCCACAACCCGAGGUGGGGGUGCACUCAACCUCGUUGUACGAGCUCACACUUGAACCUAUGGUCAAAGAGACUGUCGGUCAGCGCAACACGUCCGCUGUAAGGUUGGCGACGUUCGUCUGUGGUGGCGCGUCGUGGAGUGAAAUCUUGAACUUGACGAAGACAAAGAUCUUCGUCAAGUUCAAGGACAAAUGCCUUGGCCUUGCAGCUAGAGACGACAAUGGAGCAUGGACCAUCAUUGACGAACCCCUCAACGAGACAUACUUUGCUCGUAUGUUCUCACUACGAUCAGGCUCCCACGUCCGACGACUUGACAGCAACAGCUCAAUGGGGGACUGGCUCACAGCGAUGCGGUCGACUCGUGUUGGCCUAUCCAUCUACAAGUACGGCAAUAGUGUUGCGACGAAAGAGCAGUUGCUGGAGUUCACAGCGGUAUGUGUUGUUCCCGGGGUUCAGGAUCGUGGAGGUGCCCCAAGCGAAGAGACGAUCCAGCAGUACAUCGCAAAGCUCCGCGAGAAGUGGCAAGAGGCGUGGGAAGGCGACCGUCCAAUUUAG
Messenger RNA from Aphanomyces astaci, 612 nucleotides. RefSeq lists its product as hypothetical. NCBI's taxonomy places the organism in Eukaryota, Oomycota, Saprolegniomycetes, Saprolegniales, Verrucalvaceae. The record is from RefSeq and is a predicted model, not a curated record. The transcript has a single exon. Bases 1 to 612 code for a protein of 203 amino acids.